Molecule: messenger RNA, 4406 nt
Organism: Pan troglodytes (chimpanzee)
Lineage: Eukaryota; Metazoa; Chordata; Mammalia; Primates; Hominidae
Gene: FGD4
Product: FYVE, RhoGEF and PH domain containing 4
Exons: 17
Coding region: 213-3005 (930 amino acids)
Biological process (GO): filopodium assembly; cytoskeleton organization
Cellular component (GO): cytoplasm
Molecular function (GO): metal ion binding; guanyl-nucleotide exchange factor activity
Source: RefSeq, a predicted model, not a curated record
GUGGAGGCAGCCCCGACCUGGCAGCUGCGGUAGCGGCUUUGAGUGAGUGCGGGAGCUGCAGUUACCGAGGCGCUGCGACUGCCGCAGGAGGAGUCGCAGCCAAACUCGCCGCGACGCCGGGUGGGAGCGUCCCGGGAAGGAGAGGGAGAGGAGGCACUCGCUGAGGAGACCCCGCAGUAGAGGGCGCCUCCGGAGUCGCGCCGAACCUGGUCAUGCAGGCGACGCCCCCCAGGGGCCGCUCGCGGCUGGACGGGAGCGGGAGGAGUCGGGGAGCGGCGGUCGAGCCCGGCAGGAUGAGCGACGAGGGCGGCUCCAACUUCAGGCGGGUGGCGAUCCGGCGGAAGUCCAACCCCUCCUACCUGCCGCCCGGGGUGCCCCGGCCCUGGAGCAGGCCCGCGUCGCACCUGGGACGUGUAGGGACCGCUGCCUUCAAGGGCCAGGUGCCCUCAGGAGCCACAGGCAGCAGUACCUGUCCAAAGAUCGCUUUAGUUCCACCUUGCUCCACAAGCAGCACAACCACACUGGUUGGUGAGAAUGUAUCUGAAGAAGAGGCUCAGGGAAUAAAUGGGAACAGGCCAGCAAAACACUCAGCUGCAAGUCCAAAGCCACAAGUGCCUCCAAAGCCAUUACACCUGCAGAAUUCACCUUCGUCCAAUAUACACCAAACCCCCAGGCAUAAAGCUUUACCUAGUGCAAAACCAAGGAUGGAGGAAAUUAAACCUGCCUCUGCUUCUUGUGUCUCAAAAGAAAAACCCAGUAAGGUAUCAGAUCUCAUCAGUCGCUUUGAAGGAGGCAGCUCAUUAUCAAAUUAUAGUGAUUUGAAGAAAGAGUCUGCUGUGAACCUAAAUGCUCCUAGAACCCCAGGAAGGCGUGGAUUGACAACCACACCUCAACAAAAACUCCUCUCCCAGCACUUGCCACAGAGGCAGGGAAAUGAUACAGAUAAGACUCAGGGUGCACAGACUUGUGUGGCCAACGGUGUAAUGGCAGCACAAAACCAGAUGGAAUGUGAGGAGGAGAAAGCUGCCACUCUUAGCCCAGAUACUUCUAUUCAAGCUUCUGAACCCUUGCUUGAUACGCACAUAGUGAAUGGAGAAAGAGAUGAAACUGCCACAGCUCCUGCAUCACCCACAACAGAUAGCUGUGAUGGAAAUGCUUCUGACAGUAGCUACAGGACUCCAGGCAUAGGCCCAGUGCUCCCCCUAGAAGAAAGAGGGGCAGAAACAGAAACCAAGGUACAAGAGAGGGAAAAUGGGGAAAGCCCUCUGGAACUGGAGCAGCUGGACCAGCACCAUGAGUUGAAGGAGACUAAUGAGCAAAAACUUCACAAAAUAGCCAAUGAACUUUUGCUUACUGAAAGAGCUUAUGUCAACCGACUUGACCUCUUAGAUCAGGUAUUUUAUUGCAAACUGUUGGAAGAAGCAAACCGAGGCUCGUUUCCAGCAGAGAUGGUGAAUAAAAUCUUUUCUAAUAUUUCAUCAAUAAAUGCCUUCCAUAGUAAAUUCCUCUUGCCAGAGCUGGAGAAACGAAUGCAAGAAUGGGAAACUACUCCUAGAAUUGGAGACAUCCUUCAGAAAUUGGCACCAUUCCUUAAGAUGUAUGGAGAAUAUGUGAAAGGAUUUGAUAAUGCAAUGGAAUUGGUUAAAAACAUGACAGAACGUAUUCCCCAGUUCAAAUCAGUGGUUGAAGAAAUUCAGAAACAGAAAAUCUGUGGGAGCUUAACUUUGCAGCAUCACAUGCUAGAACCUGUUCAGCGGAUUCCCCGGUAUGAGAUGCUCCUUAAGGACUAUCUAAGGAAAUUGCCUCCUGAUUCCCUGGACUGGAAUGAUGCUAAAAAAUCACUUGAAAUUAUAUCUACAGCAGCAAGCCAUUCUAAUAGUGCAAUAAGGAAAAUGGAGAACCUAAAGAAACUCUUAGAGAUUUAUGAAAUGUUGGGAGAAGAAGAAGACAUUGUAAACCCUUCAAAUGAACUAAUAAAAGAAGGACAGAUCCUCAAACUAGCUGCUCGGAACACUUCAGCACAAGAACGCUACCUUUUCUUAUUCAACAACAUGUUGCUGUACUGUGUGCCCAAAUUCAGCUUGGUAGGCUCUAAAUUCACAGUUCGAACCAGGGUUGGCAUUGAUGGAAUGAAAAUUGUAGAGACUCAAAAUGAAGAAUAUCCACAUACUUUCCAGGUGUCUGGGAAAGAGAGAACUCUGGAACUGCAGGCCAGUUCUGCGCAAGACAAAGAAGAAUGGAUCAAGGCCCUUCAAGAAACCAUCGAUGCUUUUCAUCAAAGGCAUGAAACCUUCAGAAAUGCAAUUGCAAAGGAUAAUGACAUUCACUCAGAGGUUUCUACUGCUGAGCUAGGGAAAAGAGCCCCAAGAUGGAUCCGAGAUAAUGAAGUGACAAUGUGUAUGAAAUGUAAAGAACCUUUCAAUGCACUGACACGAAGGAGGCAUCAUUGUCGAGCAUGUGGAUAUGUGGUUUGUUGGAAAUGCUCCGACUACAAAGCUCAACUUGAAUAUGAUGGUGGUAAAUUGAGCAAAGUUUGUAAAGACUGUUAUCAAAUCAUAAGUGGAUUCACAGACAGUGAAGAAAAGAAAAGAAAAGGAAUUUUAGAGAUUGAAUCAGCAGAAGUAUCUGGAAACAGUGUGGUGUGCAGCUUUCUUCAGUAUAUGGAGAAGUCAAAACCUUGGCAGAAAGCUUGGUGUGUGAUCCCCAAGCAAGACCCUCUUGUGCUGUACAUGUAUGGUGCCCCCCAGGACGUCAGAGCCCAGGCCACCAUUCCACUUCUGGGCUAUGUGGUGGAUGAAAUGCCAAGGAGUGCAGACCUGCCACACAGUUUCAAACUGACCCAGUCUAAGUCCGUGCACAGCUUUGCUGCAGACAGUGAGGAACUGAAGCAGAAGUGGCUGAAAGUCAUCCUUUUAGCUGUCACAGGUGAGACACCAGGUGGUCCAAAUGAGCAUCCAGCCACCUUGGAUGAUCAUCCUGAACCUAAGAAAAAAUCAGAAUGCUGAACUCCUCCAGGACCAGCCACGGUGUGGAGGUCUCAGGACUUACAGCUCAAGACAUUCCCAGCUCUUCUUACACAUCUGCUAGCACUUUAUGUUGAAAAAUAUAGGCUCAUAAAUGCAUCUUUUGAGGACUAUUUUCCUAUGUUUAUGUACUCUUAGUGAAAUUAGUGUGCAGAGUCAUUCUACCGAUAAAGUUUUGAAAUAAUGUGAAAACUGGAGCAUUUUUUGAGCUAUUCCUUGAAUAUGUGCUUUUUUGUCUUGAAGAAAUGGUGUAUCAAUUGAUUCUGUCACCGUCAGGUUAGAAUGAGCACUUCCAUUUAAGAAAUCCUUUCAUGUCUUCUUCUCUUUCACAUGUAGGACCUGGAACAGUUUGAAAGAUAUACCUCCAUGUUGCCAAAAUAGAUCCAUGGUGAAAAAUACAGGGACAGUUGAGGCUAUUGUAUUAACUUAUUUAAUUUAGUUUAUAAAUCUCUAGCUGCAUAAAUGAUGUCUGUUCUUUUAAAACAAAAGAAAAAGGACAAAUUGUUGGUGUUCAGAUUUCCGAUUUAUGAAGAAAAGAUAACUUGUUUUUGUAGAAAUACUCCUAAGAAUGUCUUAAGUAUAUAGCAAUUAUGUAUAUAUAGUAUUAAAUAUAUAUAUUAUACAUGCUUUUAGGUUCACAUUCAUCUCUAAUUUAUUUUUUAAAUAUAAAGCAUGGUUUAUCGUGGAAUUGAGCAAUGUUCUAAACUGAAGAAAUGUUUUGGUGAUUUAUGUUUUGCUGAUUGGCAUUUGAGGGUAUUGAUAUUUUUAUAAUAAGCGGUAAUUUAUGUGGCAUGGGAUAUAUUUGUGAAUUCCAACAGUACUUUUAAAGUACCAUUUUUUGUUUCUGUGCCUAUUUAAAACAGUGCCUCUCUUAGAAGGUGCUAUUAAUACAAGAUGAGGGUUCAGUUAAUGCUUCAGUCUUGAUUAUUCUAAGAUUAAAGUGCAUUUUGGUCACUGGGACAGUCAAAGUCAUACAGGUUAUUUUACCGUUUACAAUCCUAUAAUUAUUGCAGUAGUUAACAUCAGCAUGUACAAAAAUUUUCACCAAAACCCAAACUUUAUGAGACACCUGACCUUUUACAGAACUAGGAUAUGUGGAAAGCACAUUUAUCGUAAUGUUUUUCUUUUCCGUAAGAUAAUCGAGCAUGGUUAAAUAAGGUCUCUAUAUAAUGAACACUUAAGAUAACUGUAUGGGCCUUUUCCUUUGUCGGAAUGAAACAAAAUCCACAUGUGAUAACCUAUGUUUGGGGUGGGGGCUGGUCACAUGAUUCCUUGUCAUAAAGGCUGCUCUUCACUCUUUUGUACUUGUGAUUAAAAUCUCACACUAAGUUUACUAUUUAACUUAAUCCUUUUUCUCAAAUUAAACCUUUUUUUAUACUGUCA